Phoenix dactylifera (date palm) is the source of this 798-nucleotide messenger RNA. The record is from RefSeq and is a predicted model, not a curated record. NCBI's taxonomy places the organism in Eukaryota, Viridiplantae, Streptophyta, Magnoliopsida, Arecales, Arecaceae.
AUGGAUCUGAUUUUGCGUGGAGAGGAGGAAGAACGCCUGCGUGAUGGUUGGGGCGGAAUGCACGGGAUCGGCUGGAUCGAUGGAGCUGGCCGCGGGAUUGCUUUGAAGAAGAUCAAAGUCAACAAUCCACUUCAACCCGAAGACCUCUUCUCUCGACGGUGCGUGUGGGUAAAUGGCCCGAUCAUCAUCGGAGCUGGCCCGUCCGGCCUAGCAGUGGGUGCAUGCCUGAAGGAGCAAGGCGUUCCCUUCGUGAUCCUCGAGCGCUCCGACUGCAUUGCCUCCCUCUGGCAAAAGCGUACCUACGACCGCCUGAAGCUCCACCUCCCCAAACAAUUCUGCCAGCUUCCGAAGCUCCCCUUCCCGGAGGACUACCCUGAGUACCCAUCCAAGAAGCAGUUCAUAGACUACUUGGAGUCAUACGCUAAGAACUUCGACACCAAUCCAAGAUUCAACCAGUCAGUGCAGUCCGCGAGGUACGAUGAGACGUGCGGAUUAUGGCGUGUAAGGACUGCCGGGUCUGGUGCCGAGGUGGAGUACAUUGGCCGGUGGCUGGUGGUGGCCACCGGCGAGAAUGCCGAACGAGUAGUCCCUGAGCUGGAAGGACUGGGGCAGUUUGGCGGCGAUGUCACGCAUGUCUGUGACUACAUAUCCGGCAGGGUCUACCAGGGGAAGCGGGUAUUGGUGGUCGGAUGCGGCAACUCCGGCAUGGAGGUCUGUCUUGACCUCUGCGACCACAAUGCCUUCCCAUCAAUGGUUGUUCGCGACUCGGUUCGAGAGGUUUAUGCUGGGAAAAGUUGA